Brassica napus (rape) is the source of this 4769-nucleotide messenger RNA. Its product is annotated as purine permease 2. NCBI's taxonomy places the organism in Eukaryota, Viridiplantae, Streptophyta, Magnoliopsida, Brassicales, Brassicaceae. Gene Ontology annotation, cellular component: membrane. Bases 3519 to 4652 code for a protein of 377 amino acids. The transcript has a single exon. The record is from RefSeq and is a predicted model, not a curated record. Gene Ontology annotation, molecular function: purine nucleoside transmembrane transporter activity.
AAGAAGAUCUUCCAUUUCAAACGAUUAUGUGGUUUACACUAUUAAAAAUGAUGGGACUUAAGCAUGGAUGAAGAUCCGAUCUCAUUCAAAAUGGCCAUGGAAAGUGAAAAUUCUGGAGAGUGGUUUGAUGCCUCAAAAGAAGAAAUGAAAUCUAUGGAUGAUAAUCAUGUAUGAGACUUAGUAGAGUUGCCCGAUGGUUUCAAAAUCAUUGGUUGUAAAUGGGUCUAUAAGACUAAACGUGACCCGAAAAGUAAACCUGAAAGACGCAAGUCUCGCCUUAUUGCUAAAGGUUUCACCCAGAAAGAUGGCAUUGACUAUAAAUAUACCUUCUCUCCGGUUUCAAAGAAGGAUUCUCUUAGAAUUGUUUUGUCUUUUUUGGCUCAUUAUGAUCUUGAGCUUCACCAGAUGGAUGUGAAAACUGCCUUUCUGAAUGGAGAUCUUGAGGAGGAAGUAUAUAUGGACUAACCCAAAGGUUUCGUGGUCGCAUGAAAAGAAAAUUUGGUGUGUAAGCUGAGAAAUUCAAUAUAUGGACUAAAACAAGCUUCUCGACAAUGGUAUAUAAAUUUUAAUGAAACCAUCACGUCAUAUGGUUUUGUAGAGAUCAUCGUUGAUCAAUCUACAUUAAGAUCAGGGGGAGUAAGUUUGUGAUAUUAGUCCUAUAUGUUGAUGAUAUUUUGCUGCAAAUGAUAUGGGUAUGUUACAUGAUGUGAAGAAGUAUCUCUCUAAGAACUUUGAAAUGAAAGAUAUGGGUGAGGAAUCUUAUGUGAUCAGGAUAGAAAUAUUUCGAGAUAGAUCACAAGGACUGUUAAGUUUGUCUCAGAAAGGAUAUAUCAAUAAGAUCUUAAAGAGAUAUAAAAUGGAGAAAUGCUCUGCAAGAAUAGCUCCAAUUCAGAAGGGGGGACAAGUUCAGUAAAAUGCAAUGUCCUAAAAAUAAAUUUGAGCUUAAAGAAAUGGAAAGAAUUCCCUAUGCAUCGGUGGUUUGGAGUUUGAACUAUGUUCAGACAUGUACUCGACCCGAUAUCAACUUUGUUGUUGGAAUGUUGGGUCGAUAUCAAAGUAAUCCCGGAAUGGACCACUGGAAAGCUGCAAAGAAGGUUCUCAGGUACUUGUAAGGCACCAAAGAGCACAUGCUUACAUAUAGGAGAUCUGAUCAGCUAGAAGUCGUUGGAUAUUCAGAUUCAGACUAUGCCGGAUGCGUUGAUAGCAGAAAAUCGACGUUUGGCUACUUGUUCCUAUUAGCUGGGGGAGAAAUAUCAUGGAAGAGUGGAAAGUAGUCUCUCAUUGCUACUUCCACUAUGGAGGCUGAAUUUGUGGCAUGCUUUAAGGCCUCAAUUCAGGCACUAUGUCUGCAGAACUUUAUCUCAGGGCUUUGGAUUGUCGACACUAUAGCCAUGCCGCUGAGAAUUUACUGCGAUAAUUUUGCAGCUGUCUUCUUUUCAAAGAACGACAAGUACUCGAAGGGUACUAAGCACAUGGAGUUAAAGUACUUGUCUGUUAAAGAAGAAGUUCAGAAACGAAGAAUGCCAUUUGAGCACAUAAGGACGGACAUGAUGGUAGCGGAUCCGCUAACUAAAGGUUUACCACCCAAGGUGUUCAAUGGCCAUGUAGAACGUAUGGGUAUUAUAGAUAAGCUUUGCUAUUUUAGUUAUGGGAUGCUCAUUAUGUAUUUGACACUGAGAAUUCACAUAAAGUUAUGUUUCUGAUUUAUUUACUAAUUAUGUUAUCAUUAAAGUAUGUGUAUAUACUUAUGGUUCGUAGAUAACAUAUGGUUGGUUUGAGAAAUGAAAAUUCUUCUCAUAUAAGGAUUGAUAUAAAAUUUGAAUUGAUUUGUGAUACAUGGAAGGGGCUAUGUCGUUUAAUGGCAUACAACCGCCAUGAUUCGAUCAAUUUAAAUUUUAGUAAAGAUCAAGUGAACUUGAUAUAAAAGUUCACAUUAAAGUUAAUGAACCCUUAAAUCAACAGAGGGGUUACGUGGGAGAAUGUAAGGAAUAUUUUAUAUUCGUUGUGACCUAUGUGUCUAUUGGUUUAAUAUAAAGUUCAAGUUCAUGUUAAUGUUUUUAGAUUCUAAUAUAAAAGGUGAUACCUUGAUGGAUCGGUUUCAUGAGUUAGAAUGCGGAUGUGUUGAUAACCCUCAUACUUUUACCUUAUAUCUAUAAAUGUCCUUAAUCUCAUGAUCAUAUAUACGUAUAUGUAAAAGGUAAUAAUAAUGGAAUAUAUUACCAAAGUUUUGAUAUAUAUGAUGAUACAUUAUUUAGCGCUGUGCGAUUAAAAUAAUGAAGUGUUAUGUCCAAGAGUUGUGUUGGUUAAGACACAUCUCUUUGAUUAUUAUAAAAGUGACUAGUACAUCAUUUUACUUGUACGUAUGAAAGAGUCUCUCUAAAACACAAAACAACAAUACUGAUUAUCAAAAGGAGAGAUUAAAGAAGGUUUGAGAUUUCUUGUCCAUCAAAGAAAUCACCAAAGAGAAGGUUAAAAUGGAGAAGAUCAAUUGGUGGAAUUGCAUCCAAGCAUGGAUCAAGGUUAGUGUUUCUACUUUCUUUAGAAAUGUGUUAGGAUUGAACUAAAUCAAAUCUAGAUUAGGUCUUGGUGUAGAUUUCAUAAUUGAAAUCAUAAAAUUAAUUAACAACACUGACUCCAAUCUCUUUUCUAUUUAAAUCAAUCAAAAACAUAAAAAUAGGUACUCUAAACUACCGUGUUACAAACAAAAAAAAAGUCUAAACUACCAAACAAAUCUUGUGUUUUGUUCUCUGGUUGGAUCCCUUAACAAUCUACAGACGGGAACCACAAUAAGACAUGAGGACACGAGCCCAAAUUCAUCCUGGUUUGUGGAGCUAGCAUACGCCGCAAAACCACAGUUACGCCACCAUUGCGACGAUAUCCGACACUAAGAAGCACCAGAAACCCGAUGAACACACCACAUAAAAUGGGGCUCAUGCAGAGCAGAACUAAAAAGAAGAUGAGUUCUUUCACAGCAUCGCGGGAGCGCCAACGCCGAAAAGACAACGAAAAAAGAUAUUGCUUCUUGUACAAGAGAGAAGAAAGAGUUUUUGAAAUUAUAAGAGAGAUGUACAUAAAAGGAUAUCCUUCCAAAUAUUAUAUCACAUCGAUCAGUGGGAUAUUAUUUCAAAGUUUAACUUCGGGUUGCACUUAUACUGAGUAGCAAACUUUCAACGGUAUGAAAUUAUUAUUAAAUGAUUAAUCUGAUAAUUUGUCUCACGCAACCACAUGUGUUACUCCGUAUCCUAAGAGCAGCAUUAACGCAAACUCUUAGUGAGUUUUAAGAGCUAUGGGGCUCGCAAAAAAACUAAAACCCAGCCAUUUUUCCUCUUCUGCAAGAGGCGAGUACGGUGGAGUAUUUAUACUGUUCGCGGGCCCCACUGGCACGUGGCAGCCCGCGAUUGGUCCAUUUUUAAUUUUUUUUUUUUUUUAAUCGGACAGAACAAAAAAAUAAAUAAUAAAAAAAUAAGAACCCACUCUCCCCCUUUUGCGUUAAUGCUGCUCUAAGGGCCAGCUAUUCAAUGGUGGGUGACUUAGGCUCAAAGCGACUUAGACGUCUAUUAAACCAAAGAUUACAUGAAGAACCAUCUAAAACGCAAACACAUGUUAUGAGCAAGAAGAAGAUGAAGACUGGUCUUGUAAUCAUAAACUGUAUAAUCCUGGCCAUUGGAAACUGCGGAGGCCCUCUAAUCACGCGUCUCUACUUCAGAAACGGUGGCAAACGGAUCUGGUUCUCAAGCUUCCUCCAAACCGCAGGCUGUCCCAGCAUCCUCUUCCCUCUUCUCUUCUCCUUCCUCCGCCGUAAAGAAGCAACAACGACUCCUUUUUUUCUCAUAAAACCUCCUCUGUUCUUGGCUUCUAUUGUGAUUGGUCUGCUCACUGGCGUUGACAAUUACCUCUACGCUUACGGGUUAGCUUACCUCCCAGUUUCCACUUCUUCUUUGGUCAUCUCCUCCCACCUAGCCUUCACUGCUUUCUUCGCCUUUUUCAUGGUGAAGCAAAAGUUCACGCCAUUUAUUAUAAACGCCGUCGUUUUGCUUACUCUGGGUGCCGGAAUCCUUGCCCUUCACACCGACGGUGACAAGCUUGCCAAAGAGACACACAAGGAGUAUAUCGUUGGGUUCUUCAUGACCCUUGCUGCGGCUAUUCUCUACGCGUUUGUAUUGCCGCUUGUGGAGCUCACUUACAAGAAAGCUCGUCAACGAAUCAGCUACACGCUUGUGCUCGAGAUGCAGUUGGUCUUGUGCUUUGUCGCCACUUGCUUCUGCCUCGUUGGGAUGCUAGCUGAUGGCGAUUUCAAGGAGUUAGCAAGAGAAGCAAGAGAUUUUAAGCUUGGAGGGUCUACUACGUAUUACUAUGUGGUGGUUGUGUUCACGGCCAUCAUCUGGCAAGGCUUUUUCUUGGGAUCUAUUGGGAUGAUCUUCUGUGCAUCGUCUCUGGUCUCUGGAAUUCUGAUCUGUGCUCUGCUUCCGUUGACAGAGGUCUUGGCCGUCUUUUUCUUCCGGGAGAAGUUUCAGGCGGAGAAAAGUAUCUCUUUGUUUCUCUCCCUUUGGGGAUUCGUCUCUUAUUUCUACGGACAGAUUAAAGCCGAGAACAAGACUGAGACUCCGGAUCAGGAGGCACAACUCUCUCAGCUUCCAGUUAUUGAUUCGUAGCUUAAAAGCACCUAACUUGUUACACUUAAGUUUUUCUUUACUUUUAUUAAUGAUGUUUCUCAUUUGUCUACUGUUCUGUAACAUCUAUGGUUUUCAUGAUUUGCCCUUGGUUUUCAA